AUGUCUACCGACGCCGAGACCACUGCGCCUGAGUCGCAAUUCCAGAAUAUUGGAGAUAUCGUUCAAAACGACGAAACCGGCGUUAUGGAGGUGGAAUCCUUGUGCAUGAACUGCCAUGAGAAUGGAGUUACACGACUCUUGCUCUUGCGAGUUCCCUUCUUCCGAGACAUCAUCGUUGAGAGCUUCUAUUGCGAGCACUGCAACUUUAGCAACAACGGUGUCAAGACAGCUGGUGAGAUUCAGGAGCAAGGAUGCAAAUACACUUUGGAAGUCGAGAACGAGGAGGAUCUUCAACGUCAGGUCAUUCGCAGCGAUAUUUCCAUCUUUAAGGUUGAAUCUUUGGGUAUCGAGAUGCCCAAGGGUGAGAGCCAGCUCACCAAUAUUGAGGGUGUGAUUCAACGCAUUCACGAGAACCUGUCGAGCGAACAGCCCCUUCGCAAGACUCAAGCCCCCGAGCUUUACGAAGCCCUCGAGCCCCUCAUUGUCAAACUCCAGGAAAUUAUGGAUCGUAAGGGUUUCCCAUUCACCAUAUCACUCGAAGAUCCCACUGGAAACUCCUACAUUGCCCCGAUCCUCCAUGAUGGAAAGAAAUACCGCCGUGCACACUAUUAUCGCACUCACGAGCAGAACGAGGAACUGGGUAUUACCGGUGAUCCCGAGGCUGCCCAGCUUGAGAGUGUGGCUCAGGCCGAGUCUGGAAACCCCGAGGACUUGGAUAUUGUUAACGGCAAGGUCUACGCCCUUCCUGCAGAGUGCCCUGGGUGCACCAAGCCAUGCACAGUCCAUGUGCAGCGAGUGGAUAUUCCUUACUUCAAGGAAGUUUACCUUUGGUCCAACGUCUGUGAGCACUGUGGUCUCAAGAGCAGCGAUGUACGCACUGGUGGUGAAGUCCCAGAGAAGGGCAAGCGGAUUACUCUUGAGGUCAAGGAGGUCGUCGACCUUUCUCGCGAUAUCUUGAAGUCCGAUACCUGCGCUGUGCAGAGUGACGAGCUCGAACUCUCUGUCAUGCCCGGUACCCUGGGAGGCAAGUUCUCUACUGUUGAGGGUUUGUUGUCAGAGAUUAAGGAACAGCUCCAUGGUCAAAUCUUCGAUAUUGCAGGUGCCGACAGUGGUGAUAGUUUGCAAACCUCAGAAAAGGAUAAAUGGACUCGCUUCUUCGAUAAACUGGAUGCUGCCAUUGCCGGAGAUUUGAAGUUCACCAUUACCCUGGAGGACCCAAUGGGCAACAGUUAUGUCCAGGAUCUUUGCGCACCUGCGGCUGACCCACAGCUGCACAUUGAGGAAUACACUCGCACCAAGGAGGAGGAGGACGAUCUUGGUCUGACUGACAUGAAGACUGAGGGAUACGAGGAGGACGCCGCAAUUGAGGCCGCCGAGAGAAAGGCUGCCAAUGAGGAGGAGGAGGAGCGGAAGGAAUAG
Molecule: messenger RNA, 1419 nt
Organism: Penicillium taxi
Lineage: Eukaryota; Fungi; Ascomycota; Eurotiomycetes; Eurotiales; Aspergillaceae
Gene: zpr1
Product: zinc finger-containing protein ZPR1
Exons: 2
Coding region: 1-1419 (472 amino acids)
Cellular component (GO): nucleus; cytoplasm
Molecular function (GO): zinc ion binding
Source: RefSeq, a predicted model, not a curated record